This is a messenger RNA of Arachis ipaensis, 807 nucleotides long. RefSeq lists its product as uncharacterized. NCBI's taxonomy places the organism in Eukaryota, Viridiplantae, Streptophyta, Magnoliopsida, Fabales, Fabaceae. The record is from RefSeq and is a predicted model, not a curated record.
AUGGCAAGGGAUUGUACUCGCGGGAAGAACCUAAAUGCGGGUCAAGGUCAGCACCAAGGUCGAGUCUUUGCUUUGAACGCCAAGGAUGCUUCUAAGGUGGAUCCGUUGAUGAGAAGUAUAUGUCUAAUUGGUGAUAAAACAUUAAUUGCAUUGUAUGAUACUGGAGCUUCGCAUUCAUUUAUUUCAUUUGCUAAAGUUGAGGAGUUAAGCUUGAAAGUGUCAGAGUUAGCCUUUGAUUUACAUAUACAUACUCCGCAUCAAACAGUUAUGACUAGGUCAAGGUGUAGGCAAGUACGUUUCAAGCUUGAGGGUAGAGACUUCAUGCAUGAUUUGAUCUGUUUACCAAUGAUUGGGUUGGAGAUGAUAUUGGGGUUUGAUUGGUUGUCGAAGAACCGAGUUUUGUUGGAUUAUUUUGAACGGUCGAUUCAGUUUAUGCCGGAAGGAGAGAAUGGAACGGUGGUAGCUGCGGGGUAUUACUUGAACUCUGUAAUGGUGCACUGUAGUGGGAAGGAGUGUCAGGGUUAUAUCCUGUUGGCUGCUAAUACGUUGGGUGAUGCCCAAAACUUGGAUCAGAUUCCAGUAGUUAAAGACAUUCCAGAGGUAUUCCCAAAAGAUAUCCUUGAGUUUUCACCUCAAAGGGAAAUUGAAUUUGUGAUUGAAUUAGUGCCGGGAGCCAGACCAAUGUCGAUUGCAUCGUAUAGAAUGGCUUCGAUAGAGCUAGCAGAAUUAAAGACUCAGUUGGAAGAGCUUCUGAACAAGAGGUUCAUUCAACCGAGUGUAUCUCCGUGGGGAGCGAAGCUUUAUUAG